AGUUUCUAAAUAAACAGAGUAUCCACAGAGUUACUACAGUGGGGAGGGAGGCUUUCCAUAAUUGAUUAUGAAUGCAAAUUGUACAGUAACUUAUUUAAGCAGAUGAAAAUUAAUGCUGUGUUUUGUUGUUGGCAUUUAGUAAUGCAAGAAGUGAAGUACUACAGGAAAAGUCUGUUUAACAUUGUUUUUGGGGAUGUGUCUGUUUGCAGAUCUGUGAAUCACAUGUGUGUGGAAAAAUCUCUCGUGUUCAGAACUAAUACUCCUUAUCAUACUGAUACCGUUGCUGUCCCUGGUGGACAUGAUCUGCUGUUCUGUGUGCAGCUGAAUGACUAAUUUUUCUUUCUUUUUUUUUUAACUUUUAGCAAAGCUGAACUAUUUCCAGCAGCCACAGCAUAUCAAAGAAUCUGAUUUUCUGAAGUUCUCGGCGAAGUAUGGCAGACUCUCUUUCUUAGCAGUAUCACAAGUCCAGCCAUCGUUUUCUGCCUUUUACCGGGCUGGUGAUCCAAUCCUAAUCUAUUUUGAUUCAUCAUCUGCACUGAGUGUGCUUAGACAGCCAGUGAAAAUGGGAGUCAGUGGACUCUGUGUUGAUGGAAAUCCUGCUGGCUUCCUGGACAGUAAAAGCACAAGCUGUACUCGGAUUUUCACCAACUUGAGCAAGAGCUGCAUUACUGACCCUGCCCUAGAUGCUGCCUCCUACUACCGUGACUUCGCAGUGCUGAAGGUUCCAAUUGAUGGCACCAUUGUGCAGUCCAUGAAGGUGAAGAUCAUUCCAGUCGCACCACCUAGAGCUCCUCACAUGAAAGACAACACGUGUAACAAUGCUGUUUCUGAGGUGAUCUAUGAAAUAGAAUUCAAUGGCACCCAUGGGAUUCAGAGUGUGUCUGUCCGGUUCAAAGUGACCAACAUCUCUGGGAACUCAGGAGUCUCUCUGCAGCAGCACUUCACUUUGCACUUCUGGACCAGGACUCCAUCUCAUAUGUUGCCUAGACGUGGAAACCCUGGCUUUAUCACUGGAGCACCACUGCUGAUUGCAAACACUGGUGCCAUGCAGCAUAUGAGCAUUUUAAGGAGUGAGGGUGAUGGAAGUUGUUCACAGUUCCUCAGACACACAGUACAAUUUGGAAAAAAUAUGAGGACUGGCUGCAAGCUCAGCCUACCCGAAAUGGAAGAAAGUAACUGCAGUUACAUCCAGAUGAAGUUACAUGAGGCUCUUCAGGGGAUGAAUGCAAUAAAGGACCUUGCUAUAAUUGGCAGUGCUCAUUCAACCCAGGUAGAAGAGUGGACGACCAUUCUGAUUCAGAACUGCAGUGUACAGGCUAUGAACUGCACUUCCUGUUGCAUGGUUCCUGUUACCCUGGAUAUACAGAUACUGUGGACUAAGGUGGGCCUCCUGUCCAACCCUCAAGCUCAAAUACUGAGUGCACGGUACUCUUAUCAGUGUCACCCUCUAAAGUUCCUAAGCGUGAGCCUGGUGCCUUUGACAACUGUUGUUACCUUUGCUGACGUGACGGAGUGGCCAGAACCUCCACGUGGCCAGCCCCAAAUACAGUGGAAACUCCCAUUUGACUUUUUUUUCCCCUUCAAGGUGAUACUGAAUGGGGAAAGAAGCUACAGAGGUGAUCUUGCUGCCUAUUUUUUGAUGAUUCUGAUAUUGUCUAGUAUUCUUUGCUUUUGAUGAGAGUCAAAUAGAAGAGGUUUGUACUUAAAGUUCAGUAAGUGAAUUAACACAUUCAUCUUAUGAUUCAGAUCAUAAUCUUUUCCCCUCAGGUUCUCAUACUGUGUCUACGUUAUGUAUGUGCCUUCUGUUCUUGGAUUAAGCCACAUGACUAGCUUCUGUCCUGUGUCGUCUCACACCCCUGUUCUCCAUACGCACGUUCUGUAAACCUCACUGAAGUGAAAUUCUGGAGGGAUGGGAGUUGUUGAGAGAUGUUGCAGGUAUGAGGAGCAGGAAGGAGGAAGUUAAAAUGAACUUGUUCUCAGAAACCAAGAGUACUUCCUAAAUCAAUCAAUGUGGAGAGAAGAGCGAAGUUCAGUUCAAGCAUUGUGGAGCUACAUUCACUCAUCUUGUUAGAGAAGCACCUGAUUUUUCUAUGUGGAGCUAACAGAACACUUAAAAUAUGUGAUGUCUCCCAGAAGACCAAAGUUGUUAUUUUGUGAGUAGGCAUAUCUGCCAGUCACCUUUGAGCUGUCCUUAUUACGUGACAGCCAUGACUGUGUGACAAUUAUUUUUCUAUGUAUUUUCAAAUAUAGAUAUUCAAUUGAAAUUUUCUUGCCUUAAUCACUGUUUGCAUUAGCAAUAGUGUUAUGUGAAGCAAUGUAAUUUGAAGUAUCGCAUGGACUGAAGUGUAAUUGCAUUUUACAGUUGUUUGUUGAGACAGCUUUCUUUCUGCUCGUGUGUGUUAUGUGAGUGAACAGUUUUUCCUACUUAAGAAACAUUCUCCUGGGGCUCCAGAUUGGAACAGGACUGAUAAUCGUAAAAUCAUUCAGGUUGGAAAAGACCUCUACAAUUGUUGUCUAGUCUAACCUUUAACCUAGUACUGACUAGUCCACCACUAAACCACGCUACUUAGCUCUACAUCUGAUGACAGCCACUGAAGUUCUAGAUGGCACAUCAGAGAGAGCUGUGAACAGUCGUAAAGGACAACAUCAAUUAUUUUAGGAGGAGUUGAUGAGACUAAAGAUCACUGUGAUACCUUACUCACCUGUGUGUGAGUAACAUACUCAUCUGGGACCAGAUUGUAAGUUGCUGUUUUUAAAGUCAAAGGUGAUCAUUUUGAUAUCUAGUCUGACCCACUGAAUCAUGAAAACUAAGGAAAUCUGCUCAAUCAUUCCAUUAAUUUGUUUAACUACUAUAUAUUUUAGCAAAUAAUUUAUUAUUUAUCCUAAAUUCUUCAAAUGGAAAAAUCUGCCACGUCUAAUGUCGAGUAAUCCAGUGGAAUCAAUAAUAGGCCAGAAAACCCAAGAAAUCUGGCCUACCUUUGACAAAAUGAAUUGGUUGCUUUUUUACUUAAUACUGCAUUUAGCAUAACUUUGUUGCUGUUCCUCAUUGUAACUUAAACAAAGCAGUGUAUAAAUAAACUGAACAUUUCUUAUUUAUAAGUCAGGACGUCAAAGAAGAUAACCUGGAUAAAACUAAACAUGACCAGUAUAAAACAUGCAUAUUAGAGAGUAACUUCACGUUUAAUUUUGGAAAAUCAGUUCUGAUUGUUUACAUGUUAUUAGCUUGGACAGAAUUCUGUUCAAGUAACUGCUGCUUCCAUUGCUCCUGAUUCUGAGGCAGGCUACAUAUGUUCUAGUGUUAGAUGGGGCUGGUGAUAGUACCAGUACAGCAAUGAGCUUUUAUUUCAGAUAGAUAUGGUUGAGAGGCCACUUCUAGAAGGUCUUUGCAAAGCUUUUAGCCAAACACAUUUGAAGAGUAGAUCACGUCCUCUCAUGUCCCUAUUAUUUUUCAAUCCAUGAAGUUAAUUUAUGGGUAAGUUAAUUGAAGAAAGAGUCAGUUGGAGAAACUUGCGAGUCAUCAUGCUGCUGUGUCAGGACACAGCUUUAAUGAAAAGAACAUGGUGAAUAUGGCAUUUUUUGUCUGGCUUAUUGCAAUAAUCCAGUUAGGCAAUUACAGGGACUUUUUUUUAUUUAUUUAUUCUACAAGCUGCAAAUACAGUUAAGUGCUGUAAUAAUGUGUCACUUUACUAUUAUAAUUCUUCUUUCAUAUUCCUAGCCUCUAACAUGUCACUUUCUCUAGCGUGUAUUUGCUUCCUCUGAAAUACUCUUGUGACAGAAAAUAGAGCUGGAAAUAGUAUUGUCCAUAACUUGGUCAAGCCUGCUUUAAGGUACUCUCAAUUGUAGAUAUUCCAUACCACAUAGUUGUGGGGGUUAGAGUCCACAAUUUCCUAUGACGUUUAUGUCGGUGUCUACCUUGUCAUGUUUGUAUUUUCCCCUAUUGUCUGAACUUAAAUGCCCUUUACCAAUUGAGUAUCAGGGAGCAGUAUGACAGUGUCACGCAAGGCAACAUUCAUACAAUAAUUAGAAGACUCUUAUGCCAGAUAUGUAGAACAGGGUAUCUUGUUUGGCAUAUUUUUUGUAAAGCCCCAGCUGAAAAGGCUGCAGAAAUCGCUCAGUGUGGGAUGCCGAAGAGGCAUGUAAACAUCCUGUUUCUUUCCACAGGUACUUGACUGGUGUAUUAUAUACUCCAUGU
Molecule: messenger RNA, 4192 nt
Organism: Oxyura jamaicensis (ruddy duck)
Lineage: Eukaryota; Metazoa; Chordata; Aves; Anseriformes; Anatidae
Gene: TCTN3
Product: tectonic family member 3
Exons: 12
Coding region: 563-1675 (370 amino acids)
Biological process (GO): cilium assembly; smoothened signaling pathway
Source: RefSeq, a predicted model, not a curated record